CACGGCCCUUGUUCAACGACUCCCCACAUUCCUUACAAAAAAUCCACAAAAAAACCAAAAGCCAACUUCCAACUUUCGCUAUGCUCUCUCACAGAGAUCACCUUCCAACUAGGUCUCACCACAAACGGGCUAUCCCAGAUUCCUGCCUCAAAGGUGGUUUUUACAAGUCCCCUUCAGCCUCCUCCGUGUAUACCCUCUCUUCAGCACCCGAGGCUCUCAACAACGCUCAACUCCCAGUUUCUUGGGAUCCGGCUUGCAUUCCUACCAUUCCUACCCAGAAACAGGAUCUGUGUGAUAUCUACUUGUUCAACCCCACCGCCGCCCAAGCAAGGAUUCACUACUGGACGAACGUACCAUUUUCAGCCGGUUCUGCCAACUUGACCCUCAGCCCAGACUGGUGGGGUAAAGCCAGUUCUAUCUCUCUCCAACUUUCUGUUGUUCCACACGGGGACCUCCCAUUCCUUUCCACUCUCCCAGCCGCCCCUUAUUUCAAAGUUAAUUAUGACUCUAGCAAACCACCUACUACUCUUGCAUCGGAUAGCAGCGACAGUACAGAUUACUCCGGUGCUGCUCAAAAGAAAGCUGCUGCAGAAAAGUCGUUGUCCAAAGGAAAAAUUGCUGUUGGUGUUCUCAUACCCCUCCUUUGCAUCGCAUUAGGCAUCUUCGCCUAUAUCAAAUGGCAACGAAGGAAAGGCAAGAAGGAGAGGCAGGUCUGGACUGAGAAGGUCGAUCAACGUAUGUCUGUCGUUUCACAGGAUUGGAAGAGUAUGUCCGUCGGAGGUGCUCAAGCCGCCAUUCGCGCCUCCAUGGCCGGAAGUGCUUUUAACGUUAAUGACGGGGGUGUCGGGGUUAGGCGAAGUGUCGUGGUCGGACAGGGUGAAAGGCAGAGCGCCUUCUCCUUUGGUAACAUCCGACCCGCCAGCUCCGUCUACGCACCUGAGAACAACACUGCUGGCAUUGGUGCCAAUCAUGGAGGUUACGCUAUUGAAGUCGGACCCGAUGGCGCACCCGUCAUGUCGGAAAUCCUCCCAUCCGGUCUCUCUUCCAGCUCUAACGCCAAGUCCCCUGGUGUUGGCUUGAGAUCCUCAGCUUAUUCGAACGCUCAAGUUGCUCAGAGAGUUUCACGGGUAUCCUUCGCAGACACCGUAAACACCCGUCCUUCUGGAGAGACCAGGAGGAGUAUCUAUUCCACUUAUGAGAGAAAGAGCCGUGCCUUCCAUCAAGGCCACGUACCACCCGUUCCUACUCACCUCAACACCUCGACUGCUACCUUGGGACAUUUCGAUGAAGAGUCUGACAACCAAGCUACUUUCAUGUCACCCACCCAGGCUGCUGGUGCUCGUUCAUUGAGUUUAGAGGAUAUCGACAAGCGCGUUUCGCAGCGGGUCGAUGGUUAUGAUGACGGUGACAUGGAGCCCGCCCUCAACAUGAUCCGUGCCCAAGCAGCUGAAACCGAAGCACAGUAUGCCGCUAUGCCUUCCCUUCCUACACCUACACACCACGCCAAUACCACUUUCGCAUUUGGUGGUUUAGCUUCUGACGAUCCGACCCUCUUCACGGCCUCCCCCGUUACUGCUGCGUUCCCCGUUCCUUCCGCGCCUUUCAAUGCCUAUUCCCCGACCUCAGCUACGCAGAGUCAGCUACCUAUCACCCCCAUAGCACCCGUCCAGGCUCAGUUCAUGACUCCGGAUGACAUGUUGAGGGCAUACGCCGAAAGAGCGAAGAGUCCACCUGUUGGUAUGAACAGGGCAACCCCUUCCCCCGCUUUGGGUGGAAACGGCAGAAGUAGGAUCUUGGAUAUGGGCGGUUUGGGAGGUGUCCCAAGUGUUCCCAUGAUUGAUGUGAAAGUGACUCCGGCAGGGAAUGGAGUGAUUAGUCCUACAAGGGGAGCCUAUGGCGUUUAUGAAGACUACCUUGGGGGAAUUGCGAAGUGAGGGACGGGCGUCUCCAGCAUACACGACCUAUGACCGUUUCCGGUCGCCCGCGGCUUUUAUGGCCAUUCCUCCUUGUAUUCAUGCCUCCCUUUUUAGCUUUCGAUCUUUCAUUAUGCCAUAACUUAUGGAUCUAUUACGUUUUUUUUCUCCGCCAUGAGUCUGGAUGUGCAUACUCGAUUUGUACGGUUUUCACUUCUUUACCUCCUACGCCCAAUUUCCAACCCACCAUUACUCUUAACACCUCUCCUCGUUCUCCGACGGCUAGCCUGCGGUACCUUGUUUCUUGUGCUUGUGUUUAUCACUUAUGCCUUUUUUUCACCCUCCUCGUUCCUCAGCUCUCCUCGAGCAAUCCCCAGUGGAUACCUGUCUUUACUCUCUGUCACCCACUACGUGCUAUAUACCUUCCGCCUGAUCUUUUGUUCUUGUGUAUGUAACUUCGAUUCCUGAGCAUAUCUCACGCUUGUUCUAGUGGUUCUCUGUCCUUACUCCUUGUUACCCACUAAUACAUCACAUUGCGUG
Molecule: messenger RNA, 2453 nt
Organism: Marasmius oreades (fairy-ring Marasmius)
Lineage: Eukaryota; Fungi; Basidiomycota; Agaricomycetes; Agaricales; Marasmiaceae
Exons: 6
Coding region: 81-1934 (617 amino acids)
Source: RefSeq, a predicted model, not a curated record